This is a messenger RNA of Mercurialis annua (annual mercury), 1306 nucleotides long. RefSeq names its product F-box protein CPR1-like. Gene Ontology annotation, biological process: SCF-dependent proteasomal ubiquitin-dependent protein catabolic process. The record is from RefSeq and is a predicted model, not a curated record. The transcript has a single exon. NCBI's taxonomy places the organism in Eukaryota, Viridiplantae, Streptophyta, Magnoliopsida, Malpighiales, Euphorbiaceae. Gene Ontology annotation, molecular function: protein binding; ubiquitin-protein transferase activity. Bases 7 to 1221 code for a protein of 404 amino acids.
UCUCUAAUGGGGAAACCAACCGGUGAGAUGUCAUCAAUUCACUUACCAGCAGAUAUAUCGGAGAACAUCCUACUCCGGCUGCCGGUGGAAUCACUUUUACGAUUCCGAUGUGUUUCAAAAUCAUUCUGCACUCUCAUUGAUAGCUCAUAUUUCAUUAAUGCCCACAUUCAAUUUUCAAUCCGGACCCAAACCCGCAACAAGCUGAUCAUCUUCCACCAAGAACGGGGUCUGGAUAUUUCUUUUUAUGCGGUGGAUUUGCAUACUGAAGGUAAUGAACGAGUUGUCCAGCUGGUUAGCCCAGUCAGUUUGCCCAGUAAAUCUGAUAAUAUUUUAGAUUCUGCCAAUGGUUUGCUUCUCUUAUCUUCAAGCGAACAGCUUAUGUUAUGGAAUCCAUUCACUAACCGCUACAGAAUACUACCAAUAAUCCAACCCACGCCCCAUGAAUUUGACCGCCGCCGGAGCUUCCAUGCGACAGAUGAUCGGUGUCGGAGGUAUCAGAAAUAUCAUAAGCUAUACGGUCCCAUAAUGUACUUCACCUAUAAAAUGGGAAAGCGUAUGUACAACAAUGGAGUAGAGUUUGAUAAGUGGAGACUAGGGGUUGACGAGUUCGGAUUAGGGUUUGAUGUUAGUAGCAACGAUUACAAAGUUGUAAGAAUUCAUCAUCUCACAUAUGAUGAGAUGGAAGUUUGGGUUUAUAGUUUAAAAUCCAAUUCAUGGACAAGAUUUGACGAUGUUACAUUCGAUGUCGAAGCUCGUAAAAGCUGCUCGAUAUUCGUGCAGUGUUUUUAUCAAAUAACAAAGUUUCCAAUCAUAUUAGCUCGAUUUGACUUUGCGAGUAACAAGUUUCAACUGCUUCCGUAUCGACGCGGUCGUGAUGAUGUGUUUGUUUUAGAAGGGCAAGUUUGUUUAGAGUUAGGUUACAGGAGUUAUAAUGAGUGCAAGGUUCAUUUACUCGGUGUUGCUGACGAAUAUGAUGAUCCAGUGCAAUUUUGGAGAGAAGUGGAUACUAUACAAUGUGAGUCAGAUAGUGAAUUUAUAAAACCUUUGAUGUUUUAUCCAGAAGCUGGUUUUAUGGCGGAUGUGACCGAACGUAACGCUGAUCGUAAUAUUGUUUGGUAUGAUUUGAAGAAGAAGACAUUACAAAAUUAUGAAAUUCCAUGUGUUCCUCGAAAUUGGAUAAAUUCAGUCACUUGUUGGGAAACUCUCGUACAACUUUAUUAGCCCAAUCUUUACUUCUAGCUUUGUCUUUUUUUUCCUAGCAACAUGGAAUUAAUUACCACUUAGGUGGAAUACUUUCUAUCUUUAC